Molecule: messenger RNA, 7267 nt
Organism: Aspergillus campestris IBT 28561
Lineage: Eukaryota; Fungi; Ascomycota; Eurotiomycetes; Eurotiales; Aspergillaceae
Product: putative ubiquitin-protein ligase E3 component (UBR1)
Exons: 2
Coding region: 446-7003 (2185 amino acids)
Biological process (GO): ubiquitin-dependent protein catabolic process via the N-end rule pathway; protein ubiquitination
Cellular component (GO): ubiquitin ligase complex; cytoplasm
Molecular function (GO): ubiquitin protein ligase activity; zinc ion binding
Source: RefSeq, a predicted model, not a curated record
GUGGUCUUCUUGUGGUCAUAUAAAUUCGGUGAAAUUCAUCCGACCGAUCGGUGGUCAACCCUCCCUCCUCACACAGCUAUCUCAUUGGCGGGUGAGGCCCAACGCGGUGUUAUUCCCCCACAGUGACAUCUACAGCACCUCCGUCGCUCUGUCCACCACCCGAUUUUUUUCCCCUCCUCUCACUCCUUCUUAAUCACCCCACCUGUCCAUUUUCCUUCUUGUUCUGGGCUUGGUGUAUUUAUCUCCUGUAACUCAUUGCAUACAGCGAAAUUCUUCUUGGUUGAUCGGUUCUCAAGACGACCGUCGAUCUGUACAGCUUCUUUCCGCCUGAUCACUGCACCGUCCCGCCACACCGAACGUCCUAUCCUACCAGCCGCGGUAGUCUCCUUCCCCCCCCCCGAUCCGGUGCAUGGGUGACGCCGGUUUCGAUCGCCGAUCAUAAAUAAUGCCGACGGAAUGUGAGAGGAUCUUGGGUGAAGGCCUUCGUCGGCUUCCGGCCCGGCAUGAUUUCCGCUACGGGCCUCAGGCGGAGAAGGACUUGCUUGAGCUUCUGUUCCGCUCCCUCAGCGGCCACAGCGACGAUCGCCUUCGUCUACUAUUUCCCGAAGGUCCGCCGACCGGUCCCUGGAAGUUGGCCGAGGCUCAGGGCGCCAAGGAAGGGGCCGAGUACACCGAGGCGGCGCGGGGUAAACGCUGUGGCCAUAUCUUCCGCGCCGGCGAGGCCACCUACCGAUGCGUCACUUGUGCGGCCGACGAUACCUGUGUUCUCUGCAGUCGCUGCUUCGACGCCUCCGACCACACGGGUCACCAGUAUCAGAUCUCCCUCUCGUCCGGGAACUGUGGCUGCUGCGACUGUGGCGACGACGAGGCCUGGCGACUGCCCCUCUUCUGCGCCAUCCAUACCGACAGUGGCGAUCAGAAGGGGAAGCAGCGCGCCCAGGCCCCGCUGCCCCGGGACUGGGUCGACUCCAUCCGCAUGACCAUUGCCCGCGUGCUCGACUACUUCUGCGACGUCAUCUCCUGCUCCCCGGAGCAGCUGCGUCUCCCCAAGACCGAGGAGGGCAUCCGACUGGACGAGGAGGCCUCGCGCCUGAGUUCCGACUGGUACGGCGAGGCCGAGCAGGAGGAGGAGGAGCCCGAGUUCGCCCUCGUACUGUGGAACGACGAGAAGCACACCAUCCGGGAUGUCGCCAACCAGGUCACCCGCGCCUGUCGGGAGCGGGACCGCUUCGGCAACGACCGCGCCCACGAGACCAACGAUAUCGGCCGGAGCGUGAUCCGCUACUCCAAGGACCUGCCGCGCUUGCUGGAGAUCUCCCGCGUCAUCGAACACAUCAAGGUCACCCUGACCAUCCGCUCGGCCCGCGACACCUUCCGCGAGCAGAUGUGCGGCACCAUCGUCGAGUGGCUGGCCGACAUCGCCGGCUGCAGUGUGCUGGAGGACAACGAGAUCCUGCGCCACACCAUCUGUGAGGAGCUGCUGGGCCCGUGGUAUACCGGUAGCCCCGCCUCCAAUGCCAACAUCGGUCUCAAGGGCAUCGACGACCACCAGCGGUCGGAGGAUCCACCCAUCCGGACGGUCAUGCUCACCGUCUCGCCGCAGGGCCAAUUCAUCCUGGCCACCAACGACGACGAGGACGAGGACGACGACGAGGACGAAGAAGAGAUCGACAAUGCUAAUGACCCGACCAUCCACGAGGAGGAGGUGGACGACGAAGAUCUGAUGGGGGCCCACGACGAUGAUGCGGAUGACGAAGACGAUAUGGAGAUCGACCUCAACCGGCUGCGGGAGGAGGUGGAGGCGGGGGAGGACGAAGACGAGGAUAUGAUCAUGGGGAACACCCACGACGCCGUCAGCAUCGCCGAGACGCUCAUCGGAUAUGCCCGUGCACGGGCCGCGGACCGCGCAUCGCCGCCAGCGCAGGGCCAGCCGGAGGGCCAGGCGCUGCCGCCGCCGCCUCCGGCCCCGCCGCAGGAACACCCCGAGCAGCAGCAGCAGCAGCCGCAGCAGCCACCACCACCCCCGCCGUCGCACGCGCUGGGGGGCGUCCCCGAGACCCGCGACGCGAACCAGCGACCGACCUCGUACAUCGCCAUCCCCGAGACCCCGUCGGGAGCCAUCCGCCCGCCCCCCGGCGCGGCGCCGGCGUACUGGGAGGUUCUGCCCUCGGCCCCCAAGCCCGGGGAGAAUGUCCCCGCCUACGAGAACCUGUGGGAACGUACGCGCCUCGACUGGAUGGUGCUCUUUGAUCUGCGGCUGUGGAAGAAGACCCGCACUGACCUGCGCGAUCUUUACAUCGGGACCGUGGUCAACGUGCCGCAGUUCAAGCGCGUCAUGGGCCUGCGGCUGUCUGCCCUCUACACGGCAUUGGCCCAGCUCUACCUGAUCGCCGACCGGGAGCCCGAUCACUCGAUCGUCAACCUGUCGCUGCAGCUGCUCACCACCCCGUCCAUCACCGAGGAGAUCGUGGUGCGCGGCAACUUCCUGACCAACGUCAUGGCCAUCCUCUACACCUUCCUGACGACGCGGCAGGUCGGCGAGCCAUCCCAGGUGAACCCGAAUGCCACGCUGGCGUUCGAGGCCGGAUCGGUCAACAACCGCCGCCUCUACCACUUCUUCCUCGACCUGCGGUACCUGCUGCAGUCCGAGUACGUGCAGACCCGCGUGCGCACCGAGGACCAGUACCUGUCGCAGUUCCUGGAUCUGGUCAAGCUGUCGCAGGGUAUCUGCCCCAAUGUGCGGGCCGUCGGCGAGCACGUCGAAUACGAGGCGGACGCGUGGAUCAGCGCCUCGAUCCUGAUGCGGGAGAUCAACCGGCUGUGCCGCCAAUUCUGCGAGGCGUUCCGCAACCCGGAGCGGGACGGUGGGGAUCACCUGCUGCGCGCCAUCCGGAAGGCCACGGUGGCUGCCGUUGUCCACUCGUCCGGCAUCGAGCGCAAGCGAUUCGAGCAGGCGGAGAUCAAAGAAUACGUGCGCUUCAAGUCGCUGCCUUGCUUCGACUUCGAGGUCGACCAGUCCGGUCAGCUCCCCCGCCACCGUGUCGUAGACUUUGUCGUUGAGCGGGGAUCCAUCAGCUUCCACCACGCGCUGCACUACACGCUGUCGUGGCUCCUCGAGUGCGGCUGCAAUGUGAGCAGCGCCCUGAUGCGGGAUGUCUUGCUGGAGGCGGCGCAGAUCGCCAACGACCGGUACCUCCGCGACGCCACGCUCAGCCCCGAGGAUCUGCUGCUGUCCAUGUUUGACUACCCGCUCCGCGUGUGCGCCUGGCUCGCCCAGAUGAAGGCCGGCAUGUGGGUGCGCAACGGCCUGAGUCUGCGCCACCAGAUGCUGCAGUACCGGGGUGUGUCCUCCCGCGACUUCGCCUACUACCGCGACAUCUUCCUGCUUCAGACCGCGCUGGUGACGUGCGACCCCAGCCGCGUCCUCGCGUCCAUCGCCGAGCGCUUCGGCAUGGUGGAUUGGAUGACCCGCAACUACACGCCGCGACCGGGCGGCGAGGAGAGCCAGAUCAUUGACGUCGCGGAGGAGUUUGUCCACUUGCUGGUCAUUCUGCUGACGGACCGCAACUCGCUCACGGCCAUCGACGACAGCGACGGCAUGACCCGCGAGAACAUCCGCCGGGAUGUCGCCCACGUCCUGUGCUUCAAGCCGCUGUCCUUCUCCGACCUGUCGACGCGGCUCAGCGACCGGCUGCUAGACGCCGACCAGUUCCAAGACGUGCUGGAGGAGGUCGCCAACUUCCGCGCGCCUGAGGGGCUCAACGACACGGGUACUUUUGAGCUGAAGCCGGAGUAUCUCGCCCUGAUCGACCCGUACAGCGCCCACUACACCAAGAACCAGCGCGACGAGGCGGAGAACAUCUACAAGGAGUGGGUGGCCAAGUCGACGGGCAAGAAAGCGUCCGACAUCGUCUUUGAGCCUAAGCUCCGCCCGGUCACCACGGGUGCUUUUGCGGACCUACCCCGGUUUACCGAGACGGCCCUGUUCGCCCAGAUCGUCCACCAGUGCCUCGACUACGUGAUGUCGUCUAAAGAGCGCACCCCGAGCAUCCCGCCGACCCGGGUGGAGACCUUCCUGCAGGUCAUAUUGCAUCUGGUCCUGGCCGCGUCGCUCGAAGAUCACUCCGACGAGGAUGUGGUGUCGGACGUGGGACAAGGGUCGUUCGUCUCGCAGGCGCUGACCAAGGCGCGCGCCACCCAGGCCGGGAACCUGACGAUUGUCGGCCUGCUGGAGAAGAUCUCCGUGAUGACCGAAUUCGCGGCCUGUGGCCCCAAGAUCCGGCAUAUCCUCAAGAAGCUCUGGCAGAAGCGCCCCCGGACGUACACCUCGGCCACGGCCUCCCUGCAGUUCCCCUUCGACCGGGUCGACACGAACUCCCCGGCCGUCGACCCCGACAACGAGAAGGAGAAGAAGAAGAAGGCGGCCCUGGAGCGGCAGGCGCGCGUGAUGGCCCAGUUCCAGCAGCAGCAGCAGAACUUCUUGAACAGCCAGGGCGCCAUCGACUGGGGGGAGGAGGAAGACGACGACGACGAUUUCAGCGAUCUCGAGGACGCGGAAGCCGAGGUCACGCCCGAGACGAAGCUCUGGAAGUACCCCAGCGGCACCUGCAUCCUCUGCCAAGAGGAGACUAGCGACUCGAGGCUGUUCGGCACGUUUGCGUUGAUCCAAGACAGCAACAUUUUCCGGCAGACCGACAUCCGCGACCCCGACUGGGUCCAGGAGGCGCUGCACACGCCGGCCAAUUUGGACCGAUCGGCCGAGAGCAUCCGUCCGUUUGGCGUCGCGGGCGCGAACCAUACCACUGUUCGACGGCUCGACUCGACCGGUGGGGAGGUCAUCAGCGACAAGGUCGGACUCAGCAAGGGGUUCAACGCGAAGAACACCCAGCGGGGGCCCGUCACGACGGGCUGUGGGCACAUCAUGCAUUAUUCGUGCUUUGAGGUCUAUUACACAGCGACGCAUCGACGCCAUACCCAGCAGAUUGCCCGGAACCACCCCGAGAAUCUGAAGCUGAAUGAGUUCGUCUGUCCGCUGUGCAAGGCUCUAGGCAAUGCCUUCCUGCCCAUCACCUGGAAAGGCAAGGAGGAGUCGUACCCGGGUGCCCUGGCGACGAACGUGUCGUUUGACGAGUUCAUGAGCGAUCAGGUGCCGGGUGCACUGGCCCAGCCGCGCCAUCAUCUGUUGAUCCACAACAAACCGGCCGCGUCGGCGUCGUACCAGGAUCUCUUUGCCGAGUACCUGUCUCGCGCGCUGGUGCCCCCGCUGGCCACCAAGGUCGACCAGCUGAUGACGUCGUCCCUUCCGUCGUCGACCGCAUCGGCGACGUCGCACUUCCUGCCGACGGCGCGGAUGCCGAUGCCAGGGAUCUUCCCGCAGGCGGCGCAGCCGGAGGAGGUGCCCGUCGUGACUAGCCCGCAGCAGGGGCCCAGCGAGAGCCCGAUGUCGGAACUCCUCGAGAUCUACAACCGACUGAAGCGGACGCUGCGACUGAAUCACGUCCACUCAACGUUCAGCCACCCGCCCGAGACGAUCAACAGCGACGACCUCGUGCACACAGACUCGCUAUUCCAGAGCUUUGGGUGCAGCAUCGCGGCGGCGGAAAUCCAACAGCGGGGCGUGGAGUCAGCGCCGGGAAGCACGCUGCUCAACAAGAUUCCGCAGCUAACCCUGACGCACCUGCGCGUGCUAGCCGAAUCGGCUUUGACGUACGCAGCGGUCGGGUGUCUGCACGGCACGCGGGACCCGCACAGCCGCCCGGCGCAGGAGUUCCAGGAGAUGCACCGGCAGCGGCUCUGCCAGCUGUUCGUGGGGCAUCCGAGCCUGAGCCGGUCGGCACUCCUCGACGACGUGCGCGAUAUCGAGCCGCUGCUGGGCAAGGACAUCUUCGUGUUCUUGGCGGAAUGCUCACUGUCGCUGUUGCCGGUGCUGCCGAUGGAUAUUCGCCAUCUGAUCCACUUGUGCUACGUUGCGGAGAUCGUCAAGGUAGCCGUGACGUACGUGCUGUGGCCGCUGGGGCUGCGCGAGGAGCUGGCGCGCCACGGCGGCGAGGCGGCUCACGCGGCGGAGCUGGACCAGACCGACCCGCGGUACGAGCACACCCGCGGCUUCUUCAGCACGAUUGUUGCAGAGCUCAAGUCGAACUCGGUGGGCCGGGCCGAGGGGUCGUCGUUCCCGGCAGAGAGCGGCUACGUCAAGGACGGCGUGGAGUCCGCAACGCCGGGGGUGCUGGUAGCGAUGCGGCAGCUGCUAUCACGCUACGCGCUAAGCUUCCUACGCAAGACAGUGAUCCUGCUGCAUGUGCAGCACGGGGUGGAGUUCCCGCACACGGGGUUCGCGGACCUGGAAGCCUCGGAGCUAGAACGACUCAGCCAGGCACUGCAGCUACCCUCACUAGACGAGAUCCUCGCGUCGGUAGGACCGGCGCGCUCGACAGAGCGAGCCUUCGACGGGGUGGUGUCGGGAUGGAUCUUCCACUGGAACGCGUCGCGGUCUGGAGUGCGGAUCGGCGACCACAAGCUGUGGCCUAGCCUGGGCCACCCGGCACUGUUCGAGCUGGUGGGACUGCCCAAGUACUACGACAGCCUGAUCGAAGAGGCGAACCGCCGCCGUUGCCCGAACACGAAGAAGGAGCUGACGGACCCGAGCAUCUGCCUGUUCUGCGGGGAGAUCUUCUGCUCGCAGGCGGUUUGCUGCAUGCAGAACCGGCAGGGGGGGUGUAACCAGCAUUUGCAGCGAUGCGGCAAAAACGUCGGCCUAUUCAUCAACAUCCGCAAAUGCACAGUCCUCUACCUCCACCGCCGCAACGGAUCAUGGCACUACGCACCGUACCUCGACCGCCACGGCGAGGUCGACCCAGGCCUCCGACGCAACCGCCAGCUGAUCCUGAACCAGAAGCGGUACGACCGACUGCUGCGCGACGUGUGGCUAUCGCACGGGAUCCCAGCGACGAUCAGCCGGAAGCUGGAGGCGGACAUCAACAACGGGGGGUGGGAGACGAUAUAAGGCAUUCCACUAUUGUUGUGUUGUUUGUUUGGGGGGGGGUAAAAAGCAUGGUUGUUUAUACUGGUAUUGUUUGCACAUGAUGGAUAGACUGGUUUGGAUGGUGUAUGGAAUGAAUGCAUGCGGUGUGAUAUCCUGGAUACUGGGUAUCGGUAUCUAGAUGUUGUUGAAUGGAUCGUGGACUGACUGUACUUAGUGGAGAUGAAAUGGUAUAUACGCACCACGCUAUCCUGGAACUGAUCUUUGUUGUCAUUUGUCUUGAUUGUU